AUGGUUGAGGAAGAUUAUCAGAAAAGGAUAGAUGUGAGCAAGAAAAAAUCAGAUGAGGCAAGAUCCGAAGCUACUUCAGAUGCAGAAAUGGAUUUGCUUCAACAAGAGUUGGAAGAGGAAUUUCAGAGAGAACUUAUUACCAAUGAAAUUAGUGAUCUAGAAAAUCAAAGGGCUUCUGUUGAAGAAAGAAGGGAGAUUCUGAGAAAGCUUGAGCAAGAUGAGAUGAGGGCACAGUGCUACGAAUUACACAGAAUUUCCAUCUUCAUCUUCAUCUGCUUUGUCGAUGAAGCUGUUGGUGAUUCUGGUUUUUUCUGUGCUGGUGCCAUUGAUGUCAAGUUUUUAACCUCGCUUGUGUAG
Messenger RNA from Camellia sinensis, 357 nucleotides. The record is from RefSeq and is a predicted model, not a curated record. NCBI's taxonomy places the organism in Eukaryota, Viridiplantae, Streptophyta, Magnoliopsida, Ericales, Theaceae.